UCCACGCGCAUGCACUCGUCAUUUAGCAUCUGCAGAGCUUGCACCCGCCACGCUGACUCGCCUGCAGCGUUUCCAGCAGUGCAUGCCAUUGCAAAGCGGCGCAUCGUCCACCACAUCGGCAUCCUCCUCCAGCUCCAGUUCCAGCCGUGCUUGCCAGCAGGCCGCAUGUGCUAAAGGCUCAAGCCUACGGCUGUCUGGUUCACUGGAGGCUGGCGCGAGUGACGGCAGAGCUGAUGAUGUAGUGGAGAGCCCUACCCGUGCUGCUGCUGCUGCUGCUGCUACUGCUACGACUGUUACCUGUACCGGUGGUGAUGAUGAUGGUGGUGAUGAUGAUGGUGGUGAUGAUGAUGGUGGUGAUGAUGAUGGUGGUGAUGAUGAUGAUGAUGACCUGGUGUUGGUGAGCUCGACCACGCCGCGAAGUCGAUCGCAGCCAGUGGCCUCUCCUCCGGCCAAGCGUGUGCGGCGGCCAGCUUCAUCUGCAUCGUCGUCGUCGUCAACGUCGGAUAUCAAAGCUUCCAUUGUCGCAUUUUAGUCCCCCGCCAGUCACGUUUCCACGCCGGUGUCUUCAAGGACGCUAUUGUCUCCGUCCUCGGUAUCAUCACGGCUGACCUCUUCACCAUCGUCCAGCAGCUGUGC
Sycon ciliatum is the source of this 636-nucleotide messenger RNA. Its product is annotated as lateral signaling target protein 2 homolog. The record is from RefSeq and is a predicted model, not a curated record. The transcript has 2 exons. NCBI's taxonomy places the organism in Eukaryota, Metazoa, Porifera, Calcarea, Leucosolenida, Sycettidae. Bases 83 to 532 code for a protein of 149 amino acids.